Messenger RNA from Stylonychia lemnae, 6609 nucleotides. The record is from the annotation of a GenBank genome assembly. NCBI's taxonomy places the organism in Eukaryota, Ciliophora, Spirotrichea, Sporadotrichida, Oxytrichidae.
AUGCUCACCUUCUUCCUUUGGAAGUUCAGUUUUACUGCAAAGGUCACAGGAUUGUUCGCAUUUAAGGAUAUAAUGAUCAGAAUUCCACUGCAUCUCAAUUUUUCGAUACUCAUAAGGCUUGAAUAGCUUAGCUUCACUUUUACUUUCUCUUCAAAAAUACUUAAAGUUUCAGCUUACGGGUUCCAGUUAAACAUCCUGAUUAGGGACGAUUUCAAUCUUUGGCUGACAAAGAAAAUAGAAAUCUUAUAGCUUCUUGAAGAUAUUAGAACAACUCUGAGGAAAAAAGGACAAUUACAACAAGUGGUAAGAUUAGUGAACAAUCUAGGAAACUUAGCCAAUCCAGAUGGGUAACAAUAGCGACUAGAUGAAGAUUUAUCCGAACUAAACAUGAUUAAUAGUAACCAAUUGAAAAUGAUGAAAAGAUAAUCAAGCAAUAUUGCUCCUACUGAAAAGACAUUUAUGGAGAGAAUGCUCCAUAAACUUCUCAGCUCUUUUGAAAUCGAAUUGAAAGAUUCUGUGAUAAAUUUCUACAUUUACAAAGACGAAGAAAAAAAAAUUGAGGAAGCAAACGUUAAAAAAUUUUACAUGCUCUAGCUAUUGGAUAAGAAUUUUAGAGAUAAGUUUUUAUGCUUCAGAGUCUUUAUACCAAAUGCCUACGUCAACAUACAAACUUUGAAUGAUGAUUUCGUUGAUUUGUUAAUUCACAGUGAUUCAAUUUUGCUUUAAAACCCCAAGCAAAUGAUUAAAUAGGGGAUAUUAAAGGAGGCUUUUGUUGUUAUCAAAAUACCACUGGAUAAAAAGCUAGCUAAGGAUUUUUGCAAUUUUGAGGUAAAAGUAAGCAUUAAGCGAGCGAUAUUGAAUUUGAAUUUGAAAUUCAUUAAGUCAAUAACCAAAUUUGUAGUAUGCAUGGAUACGCUUAAAGAGGUGAUUAAGAGGAUUAAGAAAUUAAUUACUAAACUUCAUUUUUAAGAUGAGCUUUUGAAAGAAUUUUAAUUUCUGCAUUUGGAUAGUAGUGAAUUAAACUAUGAGAAUUUUAAAGACGAAGACAUUCCUAAAUAGCUUUCAGUAGUGAUUGAAGAUGGAUUGACAAUUAUGAUUUAAGAGCCAAGUAAUCAGCUCAGACCAUUUUUGCAAGGUGGAGGUUUAGAUUAAAACAGAUCUUAAGAGCUCAUUAUAAUGAAUACAACUAGGCUUUCAUUCUAGCUAUUGAAAACUCUAAAGAAUUCUUAUUUGAUUAAUUCAGUUUGUGGCAAAAUAGCUGUUGAAUGUAAUUUGAGAUAAUCGAUAUUGAUUCAGAACUUUAUACUUGAUAUGAGUUUUAGCUUUAAGAAGUAAAUUUAAGAAUCCCCCAUUAAAUAAACUAAAAUGGACAUGAACAUAACUAUUUUGCUUGAUGAAGUCUUUAUUGAUCUUACCAUGAGUGAAGCAAAGCUUAUCUUCGAUAUUGUAGAUAUUUAUAUGAAGAUGGUUAAGAAAGCUUCAAUCAAGACUAAGAUUAUGGAUAUUCUACUUGAUAUUGAAUUCCUAAAAAGUAACCUACUGCAUUUAGGCACCUCUCAGGAAGAGAUUGCCAAGGAAAAAUAGAUAAUGCAACUUUUCAAGGAGAAUAAAUAUAAAGACACUUUGAUAUUUGAUAUUCAAAUUAAGCAAGCAGGUAGAAGAUACAGUGCCUAUGAUCCUCUAAACUCUAUCAAAAUUGAUUUAAAUGACUUCAGCUUUAAGAUUAAGGAUGACAAAGGUAUUGAGGAGAUGAUUUUCAAGAUUGGUUUUAUGAAUGUCCAGCCUCUCAGGCCUAAGUCUAUAUCAAUGAUAAAGAUAAUGAACUUAGAAAACUCAAUCACAACCACUCGGGGGUCUAAUAAUCUUAUUUAAAACAUCUCUACAACCUUUAACAAAAGUCACUUCAAUGUAAAUAUGGAUCAUAUACUUUCUCUUACCAGAGAGAUCCUAGAUUUUUCCCUCAUCUUCAAAAACUUCUCAAGGAAAUGGAAUGUGAAGUAUGCUGUUAAAGAUUAUAUCAAGUCAACAAUAAUUGAAAGCCUAGAAUUCCAAUUCGAGGAAUCUUAAAUCAUUUGGAAUAUGAGUAAAAGCAGAUAUCUGGCUUUCAGGCUUUAUGAUUUCAAAACUAAGCCAUUAUAAUGCCCUUUUAAGAACGAUGAUAAAAUUGGGAUGUGCUACUUCGCUAAGGAAAUGGAAGUAUACCAUUCUAAGACAACAUUAGAAGAAAGUAUUCCUGGAUAGAUGUAUUGUCUUUCAACUUAUGAUAAGGAUACUUAAAAGAUAAUUGACUCUAAAGAUUUCGAUUUUAAAAUGUUUAUCACAGACAAAGAGAAUAAAAUCAAGGUAACAAGCUCAUUUUUAGAUUUCAAUCUUCCAGAUAAUCUGCAUUUUGGUGCUAUCAUCCAAGAAAUCGUAAAGCAGAUAGCUGUAUCUAAUAAAUGGUUUAGUUUGGAGUAUUAGAAGCUUAAACACAGGUUUGGUAUAUAAUUUGCAAAGUUGAACUAGCAGCCAAAGCCUCACUAGUACAUUCAGCAAUAGAGCUUUACCUAAGCAGUUAAAGGUAGAAAGAAGAGUCUUGUUAUUUAAGUAGAUGUUAAAGAAGCCUAUUUACAAGCAGAAGAAUCAGCAAUGAAAUAAAUAUUUUUAAACAAGGAAGAGGUUAUGGAUGUUCUUUCGGAGAAAGAAGUCUUUAAGAGCAAGUCGCCCUUUAUAUUCAAAAUGCUAAAGAAGUUAAAGUUAUCGAAGAUUAAUGAAAAGGCUAUGGUUUAUUACCUUAAAAACUUUAAAAUGACAUAUGAAAUUCCUCAGUAGUUCUUGGAUUUUUACCAGCUAUAUUAAGUAAUUUUGAAUCUAGAUGAGGCUAGAGAUUCGAUGAGUGUUGCAUUAUUCAAAGAAUUAGAUAGUGGGGUACAUUCUUAUAAAUGUGAUUACAUAUCUUGGCAUAUUAGAAACCUGGUUAAACCUAUUGUUGAGGUUUACCAAGUUGAGGUUAAUUUUCUUUUCAUUAAUGGGCUGCUUAAUCCUGAUAUGAACCCUUCAUUGUUUAAAGCCAAGACAUUUAGCAAGAUUUUUAAGAAAUAUGAGAUAUAGCAUUCCUAUAACAAACUAGUUUCUAAAUAAUUCUAUGAUGCAGACAUAAAAAUUAAUAAUGUUAAGGCGAAUAUAUAAGGUCAACAGACUCUUCUCUUCUUUAAUGACUUAGGUGAUAUAUUCAAGAGAUUUGGGGUUGAUGACAUGUCCUCAUAGAGAGAUAAGAAAUGCAACAAACUAAACUUCUACUCUGGCAUAGAUCUAAUACGAAACAGAAUGCAUGGAAAAACUCGAAUUCAAUUUAAUUUCCUCGAAGCAUUUGUUCAGCCAAAAAGAAAAUGCAACAGGUUUGAGAGCUGUCUAAAGUUGACGUUCUAAGAUUUCUACUAUUACUAGAUCCACAAUUAUCAAGAAGCUAACUUGAGGAACAUCAUACUUUCAAAAUCACCCUUGACAUCAUACGAGUCAGCCUUCUUUAAAAUACCCCUAGUUGAAAUGCAGAUGAAUAUGAUUUAUAACUAGGGAAAAACCUAAAAUCAUUAUACACAUAGUGGGGCGAAAGAUAUUGGAUCUUAUUUGGAAUAACUUAAAGCUUAUAGCUCAAAAGAAGUUGAAAUUGACUGUAAGUUAAAUAUACCUUCUCUAGGUCAUAGAAAUGAUGUGGAGAAAGAUUGUUCUUAGAUCUAUUCACUAAUUUAAACUUACUUCGAAAAAUCUCCUGUACCUAUUUUCCAUUAUCAGAGGUCUCAUAUGAAGUUCUUUGAUUAAAUGGCUAAGGAAUACUUUAAAAAGGCAGACUACACUUCGGCUGUGAUUAACAGAAGAGAAAAGGGAGGUAACCAAAAAAUUUAAAGUAGAAGAUAAAAUCUCUUUAAGAUCAAGAUCAAAGCAUUUCUUAAUGACAUAUUAGGACUCUUUACAGAUUACAAGGAAUAAUAAAAUCAGCAACAAAAUUACCCAGAACAUGUCUUGAAUGAAAGAAAUCUUGUGAUUCAUAGAGACAAACAUCUAAAUGAAUAAAGCUAAAGACGGAGAUUUAAGUAAUUUAGAGAUAAGUUUCAUGAGAAUUCAUUUGAUAAUUAUAAGCACUUCUGCUGGUUCUUUGAGUUCAAUCCUUAAUCUUAAUCAGCUUUUGUUGAAUUAUCAAACAACUCAAUCCUUAAUAAUUUCAAGACUCUUUUCCCCUAAUUCAUUUUAAGAAAUAGCUAACUUUAGCAAGAGAUUAUGAUUGCACGACUUAAUCCAGAGCAACUUAAUCCAUUCUCUGAUAUCGAUGAUAAUUCUGCACAGGAAGACUUUGUCUUCUCCAUUAAGGAUACUAUUGGGACAUUGAUUCAAAUUAGCUACUAAUAAGAUAAAGAUAUCUCAUUUGAUCACAAUCAGAGUUAAAAAUUAGAGGAAUUAAAGAGAUAAUCAAGUGACUCUAAUCCGCUGUUAAUGGGCUAUCAAAAUGAGAAGUAAAAUGAAGAAAAGUUUACAGUAAAACACAUGUUCGAUAUCAAAGGAAUUAAAUUCUUAUACACUUAGCAAAUUAUCGAACUUCUAACACAUCAUUUGGUUAGAGGAUUUGACUACAAGAAAUUAAGGAAGACAGAUUUUAUUAAUAUAGAGAAUUAGAAACUUAGCGGCAAUGACAGAGAUUUCAAAUUCAAAUUUAAGGCUAAGAAUUCAAACUGUGACCAGAGUGGAGCAUAAGGCUCUAAUAAGAAACAGUAAAGUAUUAACUUCUCAAAGCUAAACAGAGUUGCCCUAGUUGGACUCAGACUAGAGGAUCCUUAGAUAAAUUUCUAAAAUGAACUCACUAAGAGUCAAAUGCUGAUGACAACUGCACGACCAACCACUGCAGUGAUAUUUGGAUUUCAAAAAAAUAACACUUAAAAUGGAUAAAUGCCUGUUUACAUAAAUCCAAAUGAAGUAAAUAACGGCUACUCUAUAAAAUUCCAUGAAGAAGUAGUAAGAUAUGAUCUGUAAAUAUAAGUUGUUGAGAUGGAUAUAUUAGUUGCUCCAACUGUUAUAAAUUUGGAAAAUCCAACUUUCUGGCUAAGUAAUUUAGGAAACAUUCAACUCUCAUUAAAUAAUUCUGAAAAUUAGAGGGCUGACAGGGAUCUAUUCAGUAAUAAAGGCCUUCCUUUAUCAGAUAGAGAGUAGUACAAAAGCGAGAACCUGCUGAGAAAGAUUAUUACAGUCAAGAAUAUUUAGUUUACCUUUAAUUUCUUGGAAGAAGAAUACGCUGACCAUCUGAAUCCUUCAAUGCUUAUUGAUAUGCUUGUCGAAAAAAUUGAUAGUGAAAUGAAUGGACCUGAAAUGUGGCAUUUUGUCUACGUUUUAAAAUCUAUUCUAUUUGAUAGAGGGUUCAAGACUGAAGAACUUAAAAUGAGUGAAAUAUUAAGGAUUGAGGAAAUGAACACUCUAAAAAUAGAUUUCAUCAAGAGAAUGAUCGACUAAAUUCUCAAGAGAGGCUAAGCUGAAUAACAUUCAAACAUCAAUAAGAAAAUUCAAUAUAACAUCCUCAAUGGAGAAUUCAAAUUUUACAAUAUGGAUGUAAUGUUUUCUCAAGUUGUAGUUAGCAGAGCAUCUGGUACUCAUUUGAUAUAUUAAAAUAGAGAUUCAAAAGUUGACAUUGACAUUGAUAGAAUCUUGAUUGAAAAUUUUGCUGACUCAGAACAAUAUAGAAUGGUCUUAUUCCCUGGACACUCUUUCCAUGGAACAGACAAUGUAAUUCAGCAAUAAGUUAACCCUGAAACAAUGAUAAAAAUAAGAGCAAGAGAUAAAUAUGUAGUAGUUAAAGAAGCUCCUUGGAGAGUUUAUGAUUAGUUCGAAGUCUUCAUCUUCCCAUCUAGCUUGUAAUUUACAAAGAAUUUCUUCAAGUCAUUUAAGAGUUUCUUCUUUAAUGACGUUCCUAACUUUGACAAUAAUGACAAGUCAGACUUAGAAAUUAAGAAAUACGAAUUGCUGGUCCCUACAAAAAUUCUUUAAAGAGCUCAGGGUAGAAAUCGAAGUAAUUAAAGACAAGAUGAAUCAUAGAAGAAUACUCCUAAGAGAGAAUAAAUGAACAGACUUUCAGCACUUAAAUCUAACGAAAAAGAUAAAGAACUUGACUUAAAUGAUGAGGAUGUAGAAUAAUUAAACUUAAGUGACUUAGGAGAUAACUUAAAGUAAAAGAGUGUUAAGAGAAGAAAAAGUACAUAUGAUAAGGGCUAGCAAUAGAAAUCAUUCCCAAUAUUCUUUAGAUACAUGAGAAUGAAUGAAAUUAAUGUUUCAAUAACAUACUUCCAAAAUAAGAAUUCUUUCUUCAAUACAAAGAAUCUAAAAAUUAAGAUGGCACCAUUCAUUAGGCAUGGUAAGUUCGUGACAUUUAAAAAGAUAUUUGAGAAGUAUGAGCGUCACUGCAAGCAGAAUUUCAUUUCCUAGAUACCUAAUCUGAUCAAAUAGAGAUUCUUGCAAACAAAGGAAAAUCUCAAAGUAGGCAAAACAAAGGAGGAUAUGGAAGAUGAAUUAGAGGAAUAGCAAGAACAAAAGAAGGAAAUCAAAUUACAACUUGCCAGGAAACUUCUAUUCGGAGAAUUCGCAGAAUAAUGA